AUGUCUGAUUCACUUUCGAUUAUAGUUGAGCCCUCCCCAAAAGUUGGGCUGUCGGUUUGGCACUCUCCUAUGGAAGAAGCAAAAGGUAGUCGCUUGCGAGAAUCUGCCAUUAGGGCUGACACAUCUCUAUCCGUGUUCCAAAAGAUCGUUGCAGAGAUCUUGGGUUCGUUCAUUCUCAUAUUUGCAGGCUGCGAGGCUGCUCUUGUCGACAAAAUACAAACGCUCACGACUGUGGGUAUAGCAGCUGUGUGGGGUUUAACUCUAAUGGCCCUUAUAUAUGCACUUGCACACGUCUCUGGUGCUCAUUUUAAUCCUGCAGUUACCAUUGCCUUUGCUGCUGCCUCUAAAUUUUCAUGGAAACAUGGUCCAAUGUAUGUCUUGUCUCAAGUGUUGGGUGCAGCACUUGCAAGUCUAACCCUCAGAGUAUUGUUUCAUGGCCAAGACAAUACUCGUGCAGCAACGACUCAGUACUCGAAUUCAACUACAGACCUGGAAGCCAUCGCAUGGGAAUUCAUAAUUUCAUUUAUUCUAAUGUUCAACAUCUGUGGCGUUGCUUCUGAUCACAGAGCAGUACGAUGA
Juglans regia (Persian walnut) is the source of this 579-nucleotide messenger RNA. RefSeq names its product nodulin-26-like. The transcript is spliced from 3 exons. Gene Ontology annotation, biological process: transmembrane transport. Gene Ontology annotation, molecular function: channel activity. The coding region runs from base 1 to 579 and encodes 192 amino acids. Lineage: Eukaryota; Viridiplantae; Streptophyta; Magnoliopsida; Fagales; Juglandaceae. Gene Ontology annotation, cellular component: membrane. The record is from RefSeq and is a predicted model, not a curated record.